Molecule: messenger RNA, 513 nt
Organism: Benincasa hispida (wax gourd)
Lineage: Eukaryota; Viridiplantae; Streptophyta; Magnoliopsida; Cucurbitales; Cucurbitaceae
Source: RefSeq, a predicted model, not a curated record
UUUACUGUUGCUUCAUUGGUUCCAACUGAACAAGAAUUGCAAUCCAACUAUUAUGCCUAUUUUGCGGAGCUGGAAACCAAGGAGAUGGAUAUUGAAAAAGAAAAAGAAGGAAAACAAAUGUCAGCCGGGAGAAGAAUUGCAUCAUUACAAGAAGCAAUUGAAGAAUUAAAAAUAGGACAAGAAGAUAUUAAGAAGGACAUCAAUGAAAAGCACAAGGAGAUUCUUGAUAUAUUGGGCCACAUAAAAGAAGCUAUCAGUGAUAAACUUCUACAAAAAGAAGAAGGUGGUGAAAAACAAUCUCAAGAAUCUCUUGAGAAGAACAAAGCGCCAUCAUCUAGUUUGGAACUUUUAGGUGCAAGUUUGGAAGUUCUAGAGGCUGAAGUUGACACUGCUAAAGACAAGGAGGCUCAAGAUGAUCAAGAGAAUGACCAGCAAGAACAAUUGCAAGAUGAUCCUGAAGAUGAAGAGGGAGAUCAAGAAGAAAAAGAUAAAGGAGAUAUGACGAAAAAGAAU